Messenger RNA from Gongylonema pulchrum, 210 nucleotides. Lineage: Eukaryota; Metazoa; Nematoda; Chromadorea; Rhabditida; Gongylonematidae. The record is from the annotation of a GenBank genome assembly.
AUGACUGAAGAUGAACGGAAACAGUAUUUGCGGAUGAAUCCAAGGAUUAUCACCAACUUGCAAAAGAAAGGCAAGUACAAGUUCCUGCAAAAGUAUUUCCAUCGUGGAGCAUUUUAUUUGGACGUUGAAGACGAUGUACUGAAGCGUGAUUUUGCUGAAGCAACACUCGAGGACCAGUUCGAUAAAUCUGUGCUUCCAAAAGUCAUGCAG